AUGUUGUUAAUUUUGGUGUGCUUGGUUGUCAUAUUGAUAGUCACAUUUUGGCUAUCCAUUAUUAAUAAAGAAUUUGAUAAAAUUCCUGGGCCCCCGGGUAUCUUUCUGCUUCACAAUACAUUAGACUUUUUGACGGAUCCAGUUAUAAUCUUCUACUACUUUAGGACGUUGUGUAACAAAUACAAAAGGCUAUUUAGAUUAAAAAUAGGUCCUGUGAAGUUAAUUAUUUUACAUAAUCCUGAAGAUAUAGAGACAUUAAUAACUGACACUAAAUGCAAUACCAAAGGAUUUUUGUACGAGUUCAUCAAACCAUGGUUAAAGGAAGGGCUGCUUACAAGUAAAGAUUCAAAGUGGCAUCAGCGAAAAAAACUGUUAACACCCGCAUUUCAUUUAAAUGUUUUAACAAAUUAUAAAUCUAUUAUUGAAGAAAACUGCCAGAAAUUUGUAGAAAAUCUUAAAGAACUCAUUAAUGAACCUAAAUCAGAUAUUGCACCGUAUAUUAAUGAUUUCGCAUUAAAUUCUAUUUGUGAAACUGCAAUGGGCACUAAACUAGACGAUGAAGACAACAGUUUUGGAAAAAUUUACAAGAAAGCAAUAUAUGAGUUAGGUCAAUAUGCUGUGUACAGAGCGCAACGAGUGUGGUUGUACCCCAACAUAAUUUUUAAAUUCACCGAUACAGGACGAAAACAAGAGUGUGUUUUGAAAAAUUUGUCAUCGUUUCGCGAUCGAGUAAUCGAAAACCGACGAAAUUAUUAUAACAAUCCAUUAUUGAUGAGAUCAAUGAUAAAGAAUAAUAACAUUAUUGAUGAGAUCAAUGAUAAAGAAAACAAUGUAGAGAUCAGUGGUAAAAAGAAAAUGGCUUUGCUAGAUCUACUGUUACAAGCUGAAAAAGACGGUGUUAUUGAUGCGAACGGGAUUGGAGAGGAAGUAGACACAUUUAUGUUUGGUGGACAUGACACAUCGGCUAAUACUCUGCAGUUUACAAUGAUGUUAUUGGCAAAUAACCAAUAUGCACAGGAAAAGGUAGUAAAUGAAUGCAAUGAUAUAUUUGGAUCAACGAACCGCCCUGCAACGAUGUCAGAUUUGUCGCAGAUGAAAUAUUUGGAGUGCUGUAUCAAAGAAAGUUUGAGGCUAUACCCACCACUACCUGUAAUAACAAGAAAAAAUCAGCAUACAUUCAAAUUAGCGGAUUACGAAAUACCUGCGGGGACAGAAUGUGCCAUUUUGAUAUUCGAUCUGCACCGACGAGCCGACCAAUAUGUUGAACCACUGGAAUUCCGACCGGAACGGUUUCAGAUCGAACCUACGUGGCAUCCCUAUGCGUAUAUACCUUUUAGUGCAGGACCCAGGCGUUGUAUUGGUCAAAAAUUUGCUAUGAUGCAACUUAAGCUGGCAUUAUCAGCUGUGCUACGUCGGUACCGCCUACUGCCCGUUACCAAACCUAGUGAUAUCAUAUUUUUGAUUGACUACGUUCUACGAGUUAAAAAACCCAUCUACGUAAAGCUAGAAGAACGUUCCUUUCGUAAUCGUGUUAUUGAAAAACGACGAAAUCUCAAAAAUAAUUCUAAAACCAACUUCAACGAAGAACUCAAUAUAAAUGAAAAUGUACACUUAAAUGGGAAAAAGAAAAUGGCUUUGUUAGAUCUACUGUUAAAAGCUGAAAAAGAUGGCGUCAUUGAUAAGGAAGGAAUUGGCGAGGAAGUGGACACAUUUUUGUUUGGAGGUCAUGACACAACGGCUAAUACUUUGCAGUUUACAAUGAUGGCAUUGGCUAACAAUCAAGAGGCACAGGAAAAGGUAGUUAAAGAAUGCAACGAAAUAUUUGGAUCUUCAAAACGCUCUGCAGAUAUGUCAGACUUGGCGCAAAUGAAGUACUUAGAAUGUUGUAUCAAGGAGUCAAUGAGGCUUUAUCCUCCUAUACCUUCAUUAAAUCGAACAGUUAAACAGGAAGUAAAUUUAGGGAAAUACCAAAUACCUGUGGGGACAGAGUGCGGUAUUAUGAUAUUCGAUUUGCACCGUCGCAACGACCAAUUCGUCGAGCCUCAAGAGUUCCGCCCGGAAAGAUUUCAGGCUGAGCCCACAUGGCAUCCAUAUGCGUAUAUACCUUUUAGUGCAGGACCCAGAAACUGCAUAGGUCAAAAAUUUGCAAUGAUGGAACUUAAAGUAGCGUUAUCGGCUUUGCUACGUCGAUACCGCCUCCUGCCAGUCACAAAACCAAAUGACAUCAUCUUCGUUAUGGACUUCGUUUUACGUAUAAAGGAACCCAUCUACGUAAAGCUAGAAUUACGAAGUUAA
Messenger RNA from Pararge aegeria (speckled wood butterfly), 2295 nucleotides. Its product is annotated as cytochrome P450 4C1-like. Bases 1 to 2295 code for a protein of 764 amino acids. The record is from RefSeq and is a predicted model, not a curated record. NCBI's taxonomy places the organism in Eukaryota, Metazoa, Arthropoda, Insecta, Lepidoptera, Nymphalidae. Gene Ontology annotation, molecular function: iron ion binding; heme binding; oxidoreductase activity, acting on paired donors, with incorporation or reduction of molecular oxygen. The transcript is spliced from 14 exons.